Aspergillus saccharolyticus JOP 1030-1 is the source of this 1422-nucleotide messenger RNA. RefSeq names its product ubiquitin-conjugating enzyme E2. The record is from RefSeq and is a predicted model, not a curated record. Bases 194 to 1024 code for a protein of 276 amino acids. The transcript has 3 exons. NCBI's taxonomy places the organism in Eukaryota, Fungi, Ascomycota, Eurotiomycetes, Eurotiales, Aspergillaceae.
GCUGCUGUUGACAUUCAUUCUUGUCUGUAAUUCGCCUGAAACCCGCCUAAUACAUACCUCUCUGUCACCUCAAGGGGUUUUUUUGGCUUGUGCUGGGACUUGAUUCUUACCGCGUCUCUAUUUCACCGCGAUUCACUUCUCGUUUUCGAUAGUUUGACGUGCAUCGUACUGCCGUCACUGCGAACUAUAAAACAUGGCGACCAAGGCAGCCUAUAAGCGUCUCACUCGCGAAUAUCAAAAUAUCCAGAAAAACCCACCGCCAUUCAUCGUCGCACAUCCCUCAGAAACCAACAUCCUUGAGUGGCAUUACAUCCUCACCGGUCCCCCGGGCACCCCUUACGAAAAUGGCCAAUACUGGGGAACGCUUAUGUUCCCUCCUGAAUAUCCCUUUGCGCCACCCGCCAUUCGUAUGCACACUCCGAGCGGCCGGUUUCAGCCAUCAACUCGCCUUUGUCUCAGCAUUAGCGAUUUCCACCCGAAGUCCUUCAACCCGGCUUGGGAGGUAUCUACAAUUUUAAUCGGACUGCUCUCUUUCAUGACCAGCGAAGAGAUGACCACAGGAAGUGUGAGUGCUUCAGAGGCGGAACGCAGAGUGCUAGCUGCACGGUCAAGAUGGUGGAAUUCCACCGGUGGAGGCUCUCACAUCAGUGCUACACUCGGAAUUACCCCCUCUGCCAAAGGUAUCAAUAAUGUCAAGGCUGGAGAUGGGGGUUUAAAGUUUCGCACGGAGUGGCCAGAGCUUGAUCACGAAAACUGGAGGUGGAUGAAAGACAGCCGUAUUGAUACGAUCACUGGCCAGCUUAUGCCACAUCCCAACGCUGCCACAAGAUGCUCUCCAGAGACUAGUGCACUUCGCCGGCGGCCUAACGGCAGUGCUCCAGGUUUGGGUGUCGUAGUAGAAGGCGGCCACGUCGCGCGAGAAGCUGGUGAAAGCUGGGUUCGCCGAAACAAGAUCUGGCUGGGGUUUGCCAUUAUUUUCGGCUAUGCUUUGCUCACAAGGCUGAUGAGUGAUGUUCAAGGGUGAGUCGCUUGUAUUCCUUUUGGUCUUAGAAAAGAUCAACGUCGAGUCCGGUGGAUGUUGCAUUGAAGCCCGACACCUUUUGCCUCUUCUACCAGCCUUUUCUCAAUUUUACUUUUAAUGGUUCCCAUUAAUCUAAUAGUUUGGGGAGGGGAUUGCGGGUCUGUGUGAUUCCAUGUUUGUGUAGGGCGUUGGGAGAUGGCACGGCGUUAUGAUCACCACUGAAGCGUUGCUUCGGGCUUUGUGAACUUUGUCUCAUAAUAGCUCUCUAAAUAGGGACAUUUGUACAUACUGUGUGUACCGUGUCCACAUGAGGGGACGAAGAAAAGACAGCGCUGUUCUUGGCCACAACUAUGUACCUACCGGGCACAACUUUCAGUAGCUGCAUUGCAUAUUGGCUGCCG